CUCCUGCGAACCGCCCCUCGUUGCUACAACGUCUGACCAUCUUUGACGCGACGCGGGUUAUCCAAAUGUAGUGGCCUUUGAUUGUCUGUAGUGAUCAAACGAUAAAGUGAUACGGUGCCGUCGCGGAUCUAGCUAAAAAGUUAUCGUGAGAAUUGCAACUCGCAUCGACCUACUCAAGAGCAAUCUACCGUCGAGUGUGGUGCCAAUGCCGAACAUCACUGAAGGUGCGCCUGUGCAUGGCAACCCGGCUCAUUUACUGCCGCCCUCAUGGAAGAAGCACAUCGCCCUAUGGCUCGAAGAAGACACGCCGAGCUUCGACUAUGGCGGCUUCGUUGUCGGUGAUGGCCCGGCCGAAGCUCGCCUAUUGGCGAAGAGUCCUGGAAUCCUCGCAGGCGUGCCAUUCUUCGAUGAAGUUUUCCGUCAGCUCGAGUGCACUGUUGAAUGGCACGUCCUCGAAGGCGACUCCGUUGGCACGGGAGAGGGCAACAAGAAGCAACACAUAGCGACAGUGAAGGGCCCCGUCCGUUGCCUGCUGCUAGGAGAGCGAGUCGCACUUAACACACUAUCGCGGUGUUCUGGCAUCGCGUCUCAAUCCCAUCACCUCCUGACUCUGCUUCGUGCGGCCGGCUAUAAGAAUACCUUGGCCGGAACACGCAAGACAACACCAGGAUUCCGCUUGGUGGAGAAGUAUGGCAUGCUCGUUGGUGGAUGCGAUCCGCAUCGUCACGACCUCAGCGCCAUGACCAUGCUCAAGGACAAUCAUAUCUGGGCCUGUGGCGGCUCCAUCCCAAGUGCAGUCGCUGCCGCCAAGGCGGCUGGAGGCUUUGCAGUGAAGGUCGAAGUGGAAUGCCAAAGCGAGGAGGAGGCACACGCUGCCAUCGAAGCCGGCGCUGAUGUUGUCAUGUUGGACAACUUCACACCAGAGGGUGUGCGGAUUGCCGCGAAGAACCUCAAGGAUCGCUGGGGUCGUGGCCGAGCAGCUCGAGCGCUGGUGGAGAUCUCCGGCGGAUUGACAGAGACGAAUGCACCGAGUUACGUCUGCGAUGACAUAGACAUCAUCAGCACAUCCAGCAUUCACCAGGGCGUGCGACACGUGGACUUCUCGCUCAAGGUGGUGCCCAAGGAAUCAGCUGCGGUUUCGUCAGCUGCGGCGCAAGCAGGGAUGGGAGAAUCUCCUGAUGUAUAAUUGAAAUGAGGAAAUUCCAAUGGGUAAUUCCAAGUGAAGUGCUGGGGUCCCAUGUGCCUUGCCAUGUGUUGAGUCCAGACCCGAAGCUUUGAUAACUUGCUCAUUGAUAUGAACGUUAGUGGGGUAGUCAAUGUGCUCGAUCUAUAGAUUCGUCAUCUCGCACCGUUGUGAAGGUCAUGAUUGCCGUCCAGCUACCUGUCGAGCAACAUGACCACCAGGAGCAGUCAACGGUCAAGAUGACGCAAUGUCGAAGGCAUGAAGGGAGAUGAACCAA
Molecule: messenger RNA, 1460 nt
Organism: Dissoconium aciculare CBS 342.82
Lineage: Eukaryota; Fungi; Ascomycota; Dothideomycetes; Mycosphaerellales; Dissoconiaceae
Product: nicotinate-nucleotide pyrophosphorylase
Exons: 1
Coding region: 206-1186 (326 amino acids)
Biological process (GO): NAD+ biosynthetic process; quinolinate catabolic process
Cellular component (GO): cytoplasm
Molecular function (GO): nicotinate-nucleotide diphosphorylase (carboxylating) activity
Source: RefSeq, a predicted model, not a curated record